UCCUCUGCCAAAUAACGCGGUCUUGGCUUUGUCGCGUUCUCUUGGAAAAUGAGUCUCUGGUUGUGCGUAUCGUGAUUUAAAUAUAAUUAUAGGUUUCGGUAAACGAGAUUAUAUUUUUCAAAAGAUGUCCAUAAAAUCGUGUCUGGAGUCUCUGGCUGAGUCGCAGGGCGCUGAAGUCAGGAGUGUAAUUAUUUUCUUUGCUUUUUUUUAGAGCGACGUUUCGUUUCAUCUUUUCUGGGAUGGAGAUUUCCUCUCACCAGUUUCACCUCUUGCAGCAACUGAAUGAGCAGCGCAGGCAGGACCUGUUCUGUGACUGCAACAUCCUGGUGGAGGGAAAGGUCUUCAAAGCCCAUCGCAAUGUGCUGUUUGCCAGCAGCGGCUACUUCAAAAUGCUCCUUUCACAGAGCUCGAAGGAGACGAGUCAGUCCACGACAGCCACCUUCCAGGCCUUUUCUCCUGACACCUUCACGGUCAUCCUGGAUUUCGUGUAUUCAGGCAAACUGUCUCUCACUGGUCAGAAUGUCAUCGAGGUCAUGUCGGCCGCCAGCUACCUGCAGAUGACCGACGUUAUCAGCGUGUGUAAAACCUUCAUCAAGUCCUCGCUGGACAUCAGCGAGAAGGAGAAGGAUCGUUACUUCAGCCUCUCGGACAAAGAUGUGAGUUCCAACGGCGUGGACCGAUCCUGCGCCUACAGCGGGGGCUGGAGGGCGGAGAGCAGCCCCCCCCAUUCCCACUCCAGCCCAGACCCGGGGACUUGUAUGAUGGGCGGGAACACUUGGAGCAACUUCAACUACUACCCGGCUUCUCAGAGGAACGCCCAGCAGCAGCUGUCCAAACACGAGCAGCGGCAGGAUUCCGUCAAGAAAUCCCGGCACCUGGGGCUGCAGCAGCCCUCGGACAUCCCCCACUAUAAAUCCAGCAAGCUGGAGGACAGGGCUGCCGAGCCCGCCGGCCACCCCGCGCCGCCCGAGGAGCAGGUUCACAUCGACGCGGAGGUUGAGACUCCUCACGUGGGCUACCAGUACGGCCAGGGCUCCGAGGGGAUGCCGAGGGGCUUGGCUGUGUCCCAGCAGGAGCACGAGUCGCCCCGUCCCUCCGGCAAAUCCAAGUCCUCCAAGGCUGACGAGCAGUACGGGAACAUGCCCUCCAUCCUCGGGGUCAUGGGGAACUGGGCCGAAGAUGACCUGUCCAGGAUGAGGUUCAAGUGCCCGUUCUGCAGCCACGUGGUGAAAAGAAAAGCCGACCUGAAGCGUCACCUUCGCUGUCACACAGGAGAGCGCCCGUACCCCUGUGAGGCCUGUGGGAAGAGGUUCAGCAGGCUGGAUCACCUCAGCAGCCAUUUUCGAACAAUCCACCAGGCCUGCAAGCCCAUCUGCAGGAAGUGCAAGCGGCACGUGACGGAGCUGACGGGGCAGGUGGUGCAGGAGGGGACGCGCCGGUACAGACUGUGCAACGAGUGCCUGGCCGAGGCCGGCAUAGACAGUAUCCGCAUUGACUUGGAGACUGAGGCGCCCCUGGAAUUCCCACAGGACGGGGACAAGGAUUCCAGGUGGCACUACGGCGAGGACAACAGGUCUGACGUGGAGAUAGUGGAGGACGGGUCGACCGACCUGGUCAUCCAGCAGGUCGACGACAGCGAGGACGAGGCGGAGGAGAAGGAUGUGAAACCAAAUAUUAGGUAGCUGCCAAGAGGAGAAUCGGGAAUCCCGUGGGAAGAGGGAGAAUGUACUGACCACACACACCCUCCACCAGCUGUUGUUAAUCCUGCAGAGACACGUGGUUGAACAGGUCCAGGCUUGCAUGUAUUUAUGGACGCGCCGCUGAGUCCGGUCUGGUUUGUUCUCUGAACCCUCCAAUACUUUGCUUCGUGAGAAAGAAUCCAUCCUUAAAUAGUGGAUGAAGGAGGAAACUGCAGUAUUCCAUGGAUAACUGUUUAUAGCAGACAGUGGGGCACGUCUCAAAGCCUUUUUUUUCAAGGGAGUGAGGUCUAAAUAUUUUAAAACAGUCGCAGAGUGUCGUGAAUUGCCCACUUUUUACACUUGUAGGGAUGUGGGGUUUAUGUCAUGGGGUGAUAAACAAAGUGUAAAGACCCCCCCAAACCAGGCAACCUCGCUUCAGUAUUCAUAAGGGAAGAGAAUCUUCCAUGAAAUUCCAUGUUAUUCUUCGUAAGGAAAAAGGCAGCUAAUUAAGAAAGAGCAUGUAAAAUGUUUUGGCACUUUUGUCUGGAAAAGGACUCCUGUAAAAUUUAUUACAAUAAGGCAAAUCUUUAGCAGAUCACUCACCCAAGACCUGUUUCUUUACAAGAAAAUAAGCACAGGAAUGCCAGUCCUAGUCAACACAUCCGAGACAAAUUAAUUAUAAAUAUGGAUCGUUAAUUGAUGCCAGGAGAUGUUUCGUUCUCAAAAUUGGGCUCUCAGACUGGGCUGUUUUAAUAAACACUAAUAAAAUACUCUCUUUUGUUAAAAAACCUCUCAAAAGUGCCAGACAGGGUGGGGUUGUUGGGGUUGUCCUGGGCAGGGCCAGGAGUUGGACUUGGCUGAUCCUUGUGGGUCCUUUCCCACUCAGGAUAUUCCAUCCUGUGACCCUUCUCCAGCCUGUACAAUGUGAGAACAAGAUGUACUGGAAGUUGUAGGCAUCACAUUUGUGUAAUUUCACCUACAAUUAGGCUACAAGAGGUCGGGAAGGAUGAAGAAAUUUGACUUCUCUAACAAAAUAAGCCACUUUGUCGUGUUGCUCAGUGAGUUUAUCUUACCCAGCACUGUAAACGGGAGAGAAGCAGAAGGUGCUCCCAGGGUGCUGCUACUCUGCAUUUUUUGGACAGACCUGAGUGUUAUUCCAGUUCUUCAUCCCAGGAUCAUGGGACUCAAUGGCUGUAAGACUUAGAAAACUCCAAUUUGUUUCUUUUUUUACAGCUUUGUAAGCAUGUUUGGCUGAACCCCGGGGUUUAUUACAGAACAAUCCCAUAUGUAUAUAUAUAUAUACACUAUAUAAUCUUUCCCAGGGACAGCUGAAAAAAAAAUCACUAUUUUAUUUUUAUUCGUGUAAAAACUGUAUAACCUUAUUAGUAUCAUCAUGACCAGAGGUUUUUUUUUUAGUACCGUCAUUCCAAGCUGCAGGUGACCAGCCCAAGGUUUCUUAAAUGAUAACUCAAGUGCUUCCUGCCAAGUUCAGUGUAAGCACCAAGCACCCUCCCCUCAGACAGUCCAGGCUGGUGGGAAUCAUCCUGCUUGGAUGUCCCAAGGAAACAAGAAAUGGUUAUUUUAUCAUUCCUACAAAAAUCACCAUCACUGGCUUAGGAUUUGGAGGGGAGAACUUACAAAACUUUCUGAUGGCCACCAUGAAAACAUCUUUACAAACAAGACUUACACUGGGCCUCGAUUUUAUUUGAUGCUUGGUCAGCAGCCCAGAAAUGGACUCGGUGGGAAAACAGACAUUUAAUUUUCUUGGAGCUUUUUUUUUUUUUUUACUCCUGAAAUGCCUGUUAUUAAACGGCUCAGAAAUAUUCCUGAGCAACCUGAACUAGAUCAGAGAACAAGAAAAUCUAUCAAAGAAUAUGGAGAGACUUGGAUCAAAUUCCAAGAUGUUUCCCUUUACAUUAAGCAGUAUGACAAUAAAUUCCAGGUAUCAGUGCCUGCUGUCCCAGGAUACAAAGUGACUGGGCUUAGUCUGUGUGUGUUUGGGAUGGAUUAAGGGGAGGGGAAAAUAAAGUGUCUCUCUAGGCCUGAAAUCUUAACUGCCAACUGCAAAGGUCAGACUAUUAAACGUUUCUUGAUAGUGGGGGUGUUUUUAGAAGCAGAGGGAUUUUUGGAUCAAUACUCAAUUUAAUUAGACGCCAUAAAUCUAAGAAUACUGAGGACCAGAUGCUUCAGAACAAGACCUGAAGUGGCUCUAAAUGGGCAAGUGGAACAGUCUAUCCACAGGAAGACAAAUUAAUUUUUACACAGGGGCAGAUAAAUCGUUGAUUUGCCGGGCAAACAAGGGCUUUUACUGGUUUUAUAUGUGGAUGUUAUUCUCAGUAGCAUAACUAGGUAUCUGUAGUCAUUUUUAAAGUAUCUUAUUAAGCUUGGAGUUUUAGCUCAAGACUGCGAUUCCCACAGGUCAAUUACGUUUUUAUAUUUUUUGAAAGUUACCAUUUUUGCAUUUGUUGCCUUAAUUUUGGUUGUUGUUUCCUUAUUUUUGUAUUGCAAGACGAGAUAAAUGUUAAGUGCCUUCUGUU
Molecule: messenger RNA, 4216 nt
Organism: Neopelma chrysocephalum (saffron-crested tyrant-manakin)
Lineage: Eukaryota; Metazoa; Chordata; Aves; Passeriformes; Pipridae
Gene: ZBTB8A
Product: zinc finger and BTB domain containing 8A
Exons: 3
Coding region: 240-1682 (480 amino acids)
Biological process (GO): regulation of transcription by RNA polymerase II
Molecular function (GO): RNA polymerase II cis-regulatory region sequence-specific DNA binding; DNA-binding transcription factor activity, RNA polymerase II-specific; protein binding
Source: RefSeq, a predicted model, not a curated record